AUGGCCGAAAUGCAAUCGUCAACGGAUACUACUACUGUGUUCCAGAGGCUGGAUGGAUACGACUGGGAUCAUGACAAUGAAUUUCAAGCUGCUCUAAGUUCGAUUUUGAGAUCCGCUUCCACACCGGAGCAGACCGCGCAUUUGACCGUGAGAGCCCGCUGCUACUAUUACACAAGGAAGUUCAGGACGCCUGUCAACUUCGAGGCCUAUCAACAAUGGCUUCAAUCUCAAAAUGAUUCUGAUCCUGAACCACAGCCUGCAGCAUCAUCCGAAGUAGCUCAUCCUCCUUCCAUGGGAGAGGCUCCUCCUCCAGCCUCCUUUGCAGAGAUCUGUGCACUCAUUGCGGAAGGUAAACCAAUCCCCGGUAUCAAAGAUAUUCCCGAUACCGUUCUGGAGGGUCAAGGUACUCAAGCACAAGCACCUCGACGUAAGAAGCCGUGGGAGAAGGAUGCACCUGCUGCACCGACUCCAUGCUGGGCAACAAGCAACUAG
Messenger RNA from Aureobasidium subglaciale EXF-2481, 492 nucleotides. RefSeq lists its product as uncharacterized. NCBI's taxonomy places the organism in Eukaryota, Fungi, Ascomycota, Dothideomycetes, Dothideales, Saccotheciaceae. The coding region runs from base 1 to 492 and encodes 163 amino acids. The transcript has 2 exons. The record is from RefSeq and is a predicted model, not a curated record.